AUGCAUUUCUCCACAUUUGCAGCUUGUGGCCUUGCGGCUAUUAGUUCAUUAUCUUCGACAGUUUUAGCUGCUAGUCUUACCAGAGUGACAGACUUUGGCACCAAUCCUGGGAAUGCCCAAAUGUAUAUAUAUGUCCCAGAUAAGCUACCUGCAAACCCAGCUAUUAUUGUCUCGAUGCACUAUUGCGGAGGUACAGCAACUACCUACUUCAACAUGAACAAGCUCCCUGCCCUAGCCGACACCCACGGAUAUAUCAUGAUCGUCCCCAGCGCAACCCACGACAACAACUGCUGGGAUGCAGCUACAAACGCAACGUUAACGCAUAACGGGGGUUCCGACUCCCUUUCAAUCGUCAAUAUGGUGAAGUACACGAUUAGUAAAUACAACGCCGACCCCACGAGGGUUUUCGCAACCGGCUCGUCCUCAGGCGCUAUCAUGACAAACGUCCUCUGCGGUGCAUAUCCCGAUGUCUUCGCGGCUGGCUCCGGGUUUUCUGGCAUGGCAUACGGAUGUCUAGCUGGAUCCCCUGGCUCUAGUCCUCAGAGUGCUGAUCCCGCCUGCGCCAAUGGACAGCACAUAUAUACGCCGGAGAAAUGGGCAUCAAUGGUCAGAGCUGGGUAUCCUGGCUACAAUGGCACCUAUCCACGUAUGCAGCUCUGGCACGGGACUGCUGAUAACAUCAUCAAAUAUCAAUCUCUGAUUGAGCAGGUUAAGGAAUGGUCUGCGGUUUUGGGCGUCGAGUUCACGAAGAAUGUCACUAAUACACCCAAGCCUGGGUACACGAGGAUGAUUUUUGGUGAUGGGUCGAAGAUGGAGGCGUACUCGGCGCAAGGGGUUGGCCAUUUUGUACCGACAGAUGAACCAUCUGUGCUUAGUUGGUUUGGGAUUACGUCCUGA
Messenger RNA from Venustampulla echinocandica, 897 nucleotides. RefSeq names its product Feruloyl esterase B. The transcript has 2 exons. Lineage: Eukaryota; Fungi; Ascomycota; Leotiomycetes; Helotiales; Pleuroascaceae. Gene Ontology annotation, cellular component: extracellular region. Gene Ontology annotation, molecular function: hydrolase activity. Bases 1 to 897 code for a protein of 298 amino acids. The record is from RefSeq and is a predicted model, not a curated record.